Messenger RNA from Triticum dicoccoides, 659 nucleotides. RefSeq lists its product as uncharacterized. Bases 59 to 481 code for a protein of 140 amino acids. The transcript has a single exon. The record is from RefSeq and is a predicted model, not a curated record. Lineage: Eukaryota; Viridiplantae; Streptophyta; Magnoliopsida; Poales; Poaceae.
CAAAAGAAAUUAGCCGACGAGCGUCCACGGCAACCAACCCACCCUGGCCAAAUCUACCAUGAAAAGACUACAGCGCGAGAUGCAGCCGGCGAAGGUGAAGCCGGCGCCGGAGCCCAGGACCAAGGGCGCCGCGGCGCCUGCGCGGGCGCUGGCGGCGGAGGCCUUCACGGCGCGCGAGCUCGACGCGGCGGAGCAGCUCAUCCAUCUCAGCGAGAGCAGCGCGUCCUCGGGCACCACGCGCGCCCACCCCGUCGCCUACGCCGCGGCCUCGGGCGGCUCCUCCCGGCGCUCCGUCAACGGCCUGCAGGCGCCGGCGUCGGGCGCGGUUUUCCUUGGCGGUUGCGCGAACCGGGAGGAAGAUGAGGAGCAGGAGGUGGCCGGGAGCCAGCGGAGGGGGAAGCGGUACCGCCUGAUCGCCGAGAUCUACGCCGCGACGGAGGAAAUCGGAGGCCGCAGCGGCCGGAAGAACAGAAAGGAUUAGGCGACGAGGUGGAGGGAGGAGAGGAGAGACGAGAGGGAUCUUCUUGUAAUUAGCGUAAUUGCUGGGGGGUAGCUGGUAGUUCGUGCUCGCAGUCCUCCCCUUCCUCGCCGGAGAGGAAUCGCCAUCGAUCUACUGUAAAUUAAAGCUUCAUCUUUGCAAUAAGACGUACUAAUUGGUU